This is a messenger RNA of Mauremys reevesii (Reeves's turtle), 1395 nucleotides long. RefSeq names its product V-set and immunoglobulin domain containing 8 (gene VSIG8). The record is from RefSeq and is a predicted model, not a curated record. Gene Ontology annotation, cellular component: intracellular anatomical structure. NCBI's taxonomy places the organism in Eukaryota, Metazoa, Chordata, Testudines, Geoemydidae. The transcript has 7 exons. Bases 1 to 951 code for a protein of 316 amino acids.
AUGGUUGGGCGAGGGACUGUCCAGCUCCUCUUCUUGUGUCUAACGCCAGCUCUGCUGGAGGCCGUGCGGAUCAGUGCAAAGGGCCAGCAGGUGCUGUACCUGGCCCAGGGGGACUCUGUGAGGCUGGGCUGCCCCUAUAUCCUGGAGCCUGAGGACAAUGGACCCACCAACCUGGACAUCAUAUGGACCAUGGUGAACCCUGACCAGAGGCUGCCGUUCCUGACCUACCAGGACCAGAGGAUCAGGUACGGCAGCGCCCCAGGCCUGCAGCAGAGGGUAUCAUUUGUGGCCCAGGACCCAAGCUUGUAUGAUGCCUCCAUCCACCUGGCAAACCUGCAGGUGUCAGACUCGGCCACCUAUGAGUGCAGGGUGAAGAAAGCCACUGUCGACACCCACUUGAUCACCAUUACUGUGCUCGAGAAGCCGCCCGCCCCUCGGUGCUGGAUGGACGGGGAGCCGGUCAGGGGAGGCAACCUCAUGCUUAGGUGCUGCUCUGAUGGGGGCUCCCUUCCCCUCUCCUACCAGUGGUCCAAGAUGGGAGGGGACUAUGCCAUGGGCUGGCUGCCCCCGAGAACAAUACAGGGGCAAGGCUCCGGGGACCUGAUGAUCCAGAGCCUGUCGCAGGAGCACUCCGGGACCUACUGCUGCCGCGUGACCAACAGGGUGGGUUACUCCCAGUGCAUGGUGCAAGUCUCCGUCCCUCGCACCAGCUACACAGGUUCAAGGAAUGUGGGGCUCAUUGUGGGCUCUGUCCUGGGGGCCGUUUUCCUUCUGAUCCUGGGGCUCUCGAUCCUCUGGGCCCUGCUGUGCUACUGCAGACGGAGGCAAUGCCAGCCCGUGGUGCCCAUCGAGAUCAGAGACAGUGCCUCUGCUGGCCCAUGCAGAAGUGGCCACCUGCACCCCUACCACGGCAGCGCGCAGCACGUCAGCUACACACCUUGCCAGAAGUAGUGCCCCCGGGGGCGGGGAGGAGAGCACCCCCUGCAAGCAGCGGGACUCCCUGCUACGCUCCAGCUCCAAGCAACCCAAGAAGCAAGAACCUCCCCACUGUGUGCCCAGCCCCACGGUUCCAUCCACCCUCUGCGCAGAUCCAGGGAGCUCUGACGCUGCUCCCCUUCCCCGUUCCGCCCGUGGGGAGUGAGAGAACCCCCCACCCGUGGCAUAUGCACUCCCACGGCUAGGGAGACUCCUUAAUGCACACAGACAAGGCCUAAAGCUGGUAAUACCCCCACCCGCCCACACACAGUGGGGUGAGCUGUAUCAUGACAUGUCAGGACAUGUGUCGUGACAUGAUGCACCUGGCACCAGCUGCACACAAGUAUGGAAUGUGGCAGGAGAAGGGCAGACAGCACCCAGCAGCCUGGGAACUGCCCCUCUACAGCUCAACUCCUUGUU